Molecule: messenger RNA, 528 nt
Organism: Spodoptera littoralis (African cotton leafworm)
Lineage: Eukaryota; Metazoa; Arthropoda; Insecta; Lepidoptera; Noctuidae
Source: the annotation of a GenBank genome assembly
AUGAUGUUGAAAUUCCAAAACCUCAAUGCCCAAUGCACUAAACCAAAAAAUGGGGCGACAAGCGCGGUGGCGGGUGCGGCUGUGGGGGUGCCCUUAUCUUGGGAGCCAUUCUACUGCGUCUUGCAGCAGGAUCGACGCAUCCUCACCGCAUAUACCAGUGAAGAGCUUGCUGUAUCAUUAGAGAGGUACAACAAGGACGUGGUGACUUGGUAUCAAGUGGCGUACGUACGUCACGCAUCAGAUAUUCUCCGUUCACAUGUCGCGAAGUGGCGAUGUCAUGCCGAGGGUAAUGAGAAAUAUCGCGAGGUUCGGAUUCUUCCGUUCGUAGGUACUGAGAGCAAUAAUAACGGAGAAUACUCAUCGAGAAGUCUUCCUCGUGUAAGGCUCGACAACGGUGCUAACGUUGGCACGGCUGGUGUUCGACUCCGCUGUUGGGCUGCACCGCCAUCGAUAACAGAAGAAGACGUUGAAGAAGAAAUCGAAGAAGAUGCAGUAUCACUACGGGCAAUGCCUGCUCAAGGUUCGUAA